UUCACCCCCUUCUAAUGUCAGCUGAACAAUCGCCGAAGUCCGCCUCUGUCAGCGAACAACAAAAUCGCCGCUGUGUAACACUCCAAAACCAGCUCCAUGAAUCUCAAAACUUGAAUAUCUCUCUUCGUCGUGAUUUUCCAAAGACGAUGAUACAAUGGACGGCAUUGCCUACUCCAUUCCCAUUCCGUACAUCAGGUCAGUCAAUUUCUCUUUUAUUUUCCUUUGUCAAAUCUUUCCCAUUUUCCAUCACUUCUUCAUUCCCAGAAGAAUCUCAAGAACCCUUUUCCUCCAUUGACCAACAACUCCUCAACCUUCUUUCAAAUCCAAAUUGGCAAAAACACCCUUCCCUCAAGAUUCUUAUUCCUUCUCUAUCCCCUUCUCUUCUUUCUUCUUUCCUCUCUCAAAACCACUCAAAUCUCAAUCCCCAUAUUACCCUCUCCUUCUUCAAUUAUCUCUCCCGUAUCCCUUCUUUCAAACCCAAUGUUCAUUCCUAUGCACCCCUUUUACGUAUUUUGAUUUCCAAUAAGCUAUUUCAGGUCGCUGAAAAAACCCGCCUUUCCAUGAUUAAAUCCUGCGAAACGUGUGAAGAUGCCGUUUUUGCAAUGGGUUUUCUGCGAAAUAUGAAUAAAUGUGAUGAGUUUAAGCUUAAUUUGUGGGCUUAUAACACGUUGUUAAUGUCAUUAUCGCGGUUCGUUAUGAUUGAGGAAAUGAAAUGUCUGUAUGAUGAUAUGUUGAAUGAUAUGAUUAAGCCUGAUAUUUAUACUUUUAAUACAAUGAUUAAUGCUUAUUGUAAAUUGGGUAAUGUUGUUGAGGCUGAGCUUUAUUUGAGUAAGAUCUUGCAAGCUGGUUUGAGUCCUGAUACGCACACCUACACGUCGUUUAUAUUGGGGCAUUGUAGGAGAAAGGAUGUAGAUAGUGGUUUUAAGGUUUUUAGGGAAAUGCCGAAAAAGGGUUGCCGAAGAAAUGUGGUUUCGUACAAUAAUUUGAUUCACGGGUUGUGUGAAGCGAGGAGGAUGGAUGAGGCGAUGAGGUUGUUUUCAGGAAUGGGAGAUGAUGAUGGUUGUUGUCCUAAUGUUCGAACCUAUACGAUUCUCAUUGAUGCAUUGUGUCGAUUAGAUAGGAGGGCAGAAGCAUUGAGUAUGUUCGGCGAGAUGAAGGAGAAAGGCUGUGAGCCGAAUGUUCAUACUUACACUGUUCUGAUCGAUGGCUUGUGUAAAGACUCCAAGCUUGACGAAGCAAGAGCGUUACUAGAUGUGAUGUCAGAAAAGGGGCUAGUUCCGAGUGUGGUGACAUACAAUGCUUUGAUUGAUGGUUACUGUAAGAAAGGUUUGGUUGAUGUUGCAUUAGCUAUUUUUGACACGAUGGAAUCGAAUAAUUGUAUCCCUAAUGUACGUACAUACAAUGAAUUGAUUUCUGGCUUUUGUAGGACAAAGAAGGUGCAUAAAGCAAUGGCACUACUUGAUAGGAUGCUUGAGCGCAAACUGUCUCCUAGUAAUGUCACUUUUAACUUGUUAGUUCAUGGACAGUGUAAAGAGGGCGAAAUAGAUAGUGCAUUUAGGUUGCUUAGAUUGAUGGAGGAGAAUGGUUUGGCUCCUGAUGAUUGGACUUAUGGUACUCUAGUUGAUGGCUUGUGUGAAAGAGGCAGAGUUGAAGAAGCUAACACCAUUUUUAGUUCUCUAAAAGAGAAAGGUAUAAAGGUUAAUGUUGCAAUGUACACUGCUCUAAUUGAUGGACAUUGCCGAGCUGAAAAAGUUGAUUUUGCCUUGACAUUGUGCAAGAAAAUGAUUGAGGAAGGUUGCUCCCCAAAUGCAUGUACUUAUAAUGUGCUGAUUAACGGGUUGUGUAAACAGGGUAAGCAACUGGAAGCAGCCCAAUUACUUAAAAGGAUGCCAGAAAGUGGUGUUAAACCCACAAUCGAAUCCUACAGUAUCCUGAUUGAGCAGCUACUAAAAGAAUGUGCCUUUGAUCAUGCUUACAAGGUUUUUAAUUUAAUGGUUUCCAUGGGACACAAGCCUGACGUCUGCAUUUACACUUCGUUUCUGGUUGCAUAUUACAAUGAAGGGAAAUUGAAAGAAGCGGAAGAUGUGAUGGCUAAGAUGGCAGAGGCGGGAGUUAGGCCAGAUUUGAUGGCCUAUACAGUAAUGAUUGAUGGCUAUGGUCGUGCAGGAUUAUUAAAUCGAGCCUUUGAUGUGCUAAAAUGUAUGUUUGAUGCUGGAUAUGAACCUUCUCAUUAUACCUAUUCUGUUUUGAUCAAACAUUUGGCGCAAGGAGGACUUGAUCUCAAAACAGAGGCCAGUUCCAUCAAUAUUGCUGACGUGUGGAAAGUAGUGAAAUAUGAAACUUUGCUUAAACUCUUUGAUAAAAUGGGGGAACAUGAAUGUCCUCCAAAUACAAACACUUUUAGUUCGCUUGCUAUUGGACUCUGUAGAGAAGGACGCCUUGAGGAAGCUUCAAGGUUACUUGAUCAUAUGCAGAGUCGCGGAAUGUCUUCUUCUGAAGAUAUAUACACCUCAAUGGUAAAAUGUUGUUGCAAGUUGAGAAUGUAUGAGGAUGCAGCAAGAUUUCUUGACACUAUGCUUACCCAAGGUUUUUUACCACGCUUAGAGUCAUACAAGCUCCUUAUAUGUGGAUUAUAUGAUGACGGGAACAAUGAUAAAGCUAAGGCAACCUUCUUCCGGCUUCUUGAAAGUGGGUACAAUAAUGAUGAGGUAGCUUGGAAACUUCUAAUUGAUGGCUUACUUAAGAGGGGACUUGUAGAUAGAUGUUCUGAGCUGUUGGAUAUGAUGGAGAAAAAUGGUUCUCGGCUUAGUUCUCAGACAUAUACAUUGCUGCUAGAGGGAUUUGAUAGAGCAGGCAACAAAUAAAGUAUGAAAUUCCUUCUAUUUGUGAUUCUAUUGCAUAUGUUUGUGCAGUCAAGGAUGUCCACAACUGGAUCUGCAUGUGAACCUUGAUACCCUGUUGCUUGAAUAAAGGCCUCUCUCAUUUCCACUCCUGUGGGCUAUUCUUUUUAAGGGAAAUUUGCCUUCCAUGAGGUCAGUUCGGAGUCGUCAUGUGGUAUAUGCAGUGACUUCUGACAGGGAGUGCCACCACUUGAUGUGCCAGAACUGAUGGCAUAUUUAGUUGCACCGUCGGACCCAUUUUUGGAUCAAAUUGGAAUAAGAAGAGAUAUAUCAGAAAAGAUUCUGGAAAGUCCAUGCAGCAAAGGACGAAGCAAACUUUGGCUACAUUCCUUACCCGAAGGAGGGUCCUCACUGAUUGAAGUUACAAGGUCUUCAUAAAUCCUAGUAUCAGUGAUGUGCUCUGCACUGCCACGGCCGAGGCUCUUGCCAUGGGGAAAUCUGUAGUCUGUGCAGACCACCAAUCUAAUGAAUUUUUCCAGGCAUUUGACUUACAGGACAUGUGAAGACUUUGUAGGAAAGUUAAAGAGGCAAUGUCUGGCGAACCUCAGUCUCUCACUCCCGAGGAGCAAUAUCAGCUUUCAUUGGAAGCUGCUAUGCAGAUGUUCAUUGGAAAUAUUCUGAUCUCAAUAAGGUUUUGAGUGGCAAAAUGAGUAUGGGCAGGAGACAUCAGAAGGGCAUAGGGAAAUCAACUUCUAUGCCAAACCUAGACGAGAUGGUUGAUAGGGGUCUGGCGUUUGCCCACAAUUGUCUCACAGGGAAUGAGUUCCUGAGGUUGUAUACUGGUGUAAUACCUAAAACUCAGAUUUAUGACAAACAGCAUUGCAAAGAUCUGCAUUUCUUGCCUCAGGUAGAAAACCCAACAUAUGGCUGGUAGACAGGUACAUAAUUGACGUGUAUGUCAUUGUUUUCUAAUAUGUAUAAGAGGGGUGUCAUGCGAACUGGAACUUAGAUCGUAUUCUAAAGGUCUAGGUAAAUGUUCGUGAUGCUUUCUAGCUAUUGAUGCGGUUAAACCUACAGAGAAGUUAAUAGUAUCAUCAUACGUACAGUUUGUAACUUGUAAGAGCUGUACCUCUUGUGUCACUCUUUAGCUAUAAUGCUUGAGAGAAGAGAAAGCUGAAGAAGAAGUAGCUGCUCAUUGAUGGAAAAAAAUUAGAGUUGUUGCUCAUUUAUGACCCUCUUCUUUUUCCCUUGUUUUUCUACUCUAUUGGAGCUUACGUUCUAAAUAAUUGAAGGAUGUGUGUCUUGAAAUAUA
Messenger RNA from Nicotiana tabacum (common tobacco), 4152 nucleotides. RefSeq lists its product as uncharacterized. Gene Ontology annotation, molecular function: protein binding; mRNA binding. The record is from RefSeq and is a predicted model, not a curated record. NCBI's taxonomy places the organism in Eukaryota, Viridiplantae, Streptophyta, Magnoliopsida, Solanales, Solanaceae.